AUGGCAGAGCCAGGAACAGAACCGGCUAUUCGUCGUUUAGCUCGUCGUGGUGGUGUCAAGCGUAUUUCUGGGUUGAUCUAUGAAGAGACUCAUGGCGUGCUCAAAGUUUUUCUUGAAAACGUGAUCCGCGAUGCUGUUACUUAUACGGAACAUGCGAAGCGGAAGACUGUGACAGCCAUGGACGUGGUUUACGCUCUGAAACGCCAGGGUCGUACUCUGUACGGAUUCGGGGGCUAAGGUUUCCUUCUGAUUUACCUUUAAAA
Messenger RNA from Trachemys scripta elegans, 263 nucleotides. RefSeq names its product histone H4-like. The record is from RefSeq and is a predicted model, not a curated record. Gene Ontology annotation, molecular function: structural constituent of chromatin; DNA binding; protein heterodimerization activity. Gene Ontology annotation, biological process: nucleosome assembly. The transcript has a single exon. NCBI's taxonomy places the organism in Eukaryota, Metazoa, Chordata, Testudines, Emydidae. Bases 1 to 237 code for a protein of 78 amino acids.